CCGCACUCGGUCUUCUGCUUCGCUUGGGACAAAAUGUGUCACUCCCGCAGCUCCCUUCCCACCAUGACCGUCCUGCGAUCCCCGACCUCCGUCCCUUCCACCAGCCCGGGGCCCAGGCGGGGCUCCGGUCCCGAGAUCUUCACCUUCGACCCUCUCCCGGAGCCCGCCACGGCCCCCGCCAAGCGCCCUAGCGCCUUCCGUGGGCACCGAAAGCGCAGCCGCAGGGUCCUCUACCCGCGAGUGGUCCGGCGCCAACUGCCCGCUGAGGAUCCGAACCCUGCCAAAAGGCUCCUCUUUCUUCUGCUCACCGUCAUCUUCUGCCAGAUCCUGAUGGCUGAAGAGGGUGUGCCGGCACCUCUGGCCCCGGAGGUCGCCCCCAGCGCCGCGGCCCCCGCGCCUACCCCUGCGUCCCCGGUCCUCGAGCCCCUUAAUGUGACCUCGGAGCCCUCGGACUACUCUCUAGACCUCAGCACGUUUCUCCAGCAACACCCGGCCGCCUUUUAACCGCGACUCCCCACACUCCCGUAAAAGAACCUGAAAAAUUAAAGAAACACCAGGUGUACCUGGUGCGCGAGAGCGUAUCCCAAACUGGGAGUCCCGAGGCAACUCAGACUCAGAGCAAACACUACAGCGGAGACGACAGCCCGCGCCUAGGAGGAGGCAAGCGCGACACGCCAGGGCUGGGCCGGGCGGAGAAGGAGAGCGGCGUUAAUUUAUUUCUCAGUGCUCCUCAUUAAUAUUUAUAUGUAUUUAUGUAUGUCCCCCCUAGGUGAUGGAGGGGUGUAUGUAAUAUUUAUUUUAACUUAUGCAAGGGAGCGAGAUGCGCUCUCUUGCUGCAAGUGCAGAUCUCUCGGUAUUUAUUGAGCUUUAUGGGAUUGAUGGAGGCGGGGCGCCUAGAAAUGAGGGAAGCAGGGAGAGGGAAUGGAGAGGACCCGGGUCCGGGAGGGCCCCCGGGCUGAGAGUCAAGGCCGGUGGUGGGUCGCAGGUUUACGGUUGGCCCUUUUCGUCCUCCAGCAUCUCAACGCCGCGAGUCUACUGUGUGAGGCUUCGGCGGGCCGUUGGGAAUACGGUCUUUGGCCUUCGAGCCCUUCGAAGUUGCCCCCAAGGGGUGGCUGCGGGGUCGCGGGUCAGUGAGCUGUCAGGGGGCGGCUGUGGGGUCGCCCGGUAUGUUCUGUGAACACAAAUAAACUCGAUUAUUGUCCGCA
Molecule: messenger RNA, 1205 nt
Organism: Diceros bicornis minor
Lineage: Eukaryota; Metazoa; Chordata; Mammalia; Perissodactyla; Rhinocerotidae
Gene: IER3
Product: immediate early response 3
Exons: 2
Coding region: 34-504 (156 amino acids)
Biological process (GO): DNA damage response; negative regulation of apoptotic process
Cellular component (GO): nucleus
Source: RefSeq, a predicted model, not a curated record